AUGACUGAAUUUGAAAUGAUAUACACCAAUAGAAAACCACCGAAAAAACUAAUCUCUAUCAGCUACAAAGCGCUGACCCAAGCAUCAGAUCAGGGUAGAGAAACACACAUCCAAUCCUGGCAUAGAGAACUAGGUAAAACCAUACCAAUGGCAGACUGGUCCAAGGCCUACUCCUCGCACAAAGGAGUUUCAUCAUGCGCUACUCACAUCGAGACGCAGCGCAAGCUGCUAUACCGAUAG
This is a messenger RNA of Pelobates cultripes (western spadefoot toad), 240 nucleotides long. The record is from the annotation of a GenBank genome assembly. Lineage: Eukaryota; Metazoa; Chordata; Amphibia; Anura; Pelobatidae.